This is a messenger RNA of Protopolystoma xenopodis, 501 nucleotides long. Lineage: Eukaryota; Metazoa; Platyhelminthes; Monogenea; Polystomatidea; Polystomatidae. The record is from the annotation of a GenBank genome assembly.
AUGGGUUUGGCUCAGGCCGAACUUCUUGUUGACAUGCCUCGCCACCUGGGUCAGGCAAACGUUGCUGACUUCACUGGUGAAUCUCCGCUGCCCCAGACUGAUUCCAUUCCUUCCGAAGACUUUCUUUUUGCUUCUGAUGCUCGUUCUUCUCAUAAUACUGCCUCCAAAACUAUUAUACUCACCACUAAAGGCAACCGCUCUGAGAAUACAAGCAGUUGCAGCAACGUCAAAAUCAGUAAUGGUGGUUUUGGCGGUCAUUCUCAGGUCUCUGGUCUGAAUUCAGGUGUUCCAGUUUGUCAACAACUCUGUGGCGUUUGUCUUGCUCCGAUUGUUGCUGGUAAGACCGAUCCAGGCUUAGGAACUUUGGAGGAGCUGAUUAUCCGUCAGUCAUCUCGAAUUCAAGCGAGCAUCGAACUGGCCGGCCAUGUCUACCACGCACCUUGUGCCAAUUUUUGGGUCAAUCGAAUCCGAUUCAGUUUGCCGGCCUUGGUUCCUCCAUGA